Messenger RNA from Amborella trichopoda, 2682 nucleotides. It is a transcript of the gene ALB1, whose product is annotated as ALBINA 1. NCBI's taxonomy places the organism in Eukaryota, Viridiplantae, Streptophyta, Magnoliopsida, Amborellales, Amborellaceae. Gene Ontology annotation, biological process: chlorophyll biosynthetic process. The record is from RefSeq and is a predicted model, not a curated record. Gene Ontology annotation, molecular function: ATP binding; ATP hydrolysis activity; magnesium chelatase activity.
UCUUAAGGUUGCAAACCUCAUAAACUUUUGGCGUGAGGUUCCCUGAGUAAAAGGAAAACUUGUUCGCGCCGGAGCAUAUCAUGAAAUAAAAGCAAUAAUCGACCGUUACCGCACUGCUAUUCAGUUUCAGAUAAGGUGACCGUCCUCUCUCUCUUCAGAUUUCAGAUAAGGGCGACACUCCUCUCUCUCUAACGUUCACUCAUGGCGGCCUCUUCUCUCUCUUCCUGCUUCUUUACUCUCACGACCCAUCACCACCACUUCUAUCCCAACUUCAAAACCAUCCACUUUCUCUCUCAUUCUCAUCUCUCGAAGAGGAAGCUUCUAACCAGAACUAAGAACUUCGUCUUUCGUCCCAUGGCCGCUGCUACUCUGGAAGCCUCCAAUGGGGCUCCCUUCUCCACUCAGGACUUUGAGACCGUUUCUUAUGGGCGCCUCUAUUUCCCUUUAGCUGCAGUAGUUGGCCAGGAUGCUAUCAAAACUGCCUUAUUACUUGGGGCCGUUGACCGUGAGAUUGGGGGAAUCGCCAUCUCAGGUAAGAGGGGAACAGCCAAGACGGUAAUGGCUCGUGGCUUGCAUUCUAUUCUUCCACCUAUUGAAGUCGUUGUUGAAUCAAUUGCAAAUGCUGAUCCCAUGUGCCCUGAGGAAUGGGAAGAUGGACUUGCUGAGAAAGCACAAUAUGAUGCAUCUGAUCUUGUCAAGACUCAGAUUGUCAAGGCUCCCUUUGUUCAGAUUCCAUUGGGUGUAACAGAGGAUAGACUUAUAGGAUCUGUUGAUGUUGAGGAGUCCAUUAGGACUGGAACUACAGUAUUCCAGCCUGGCCUUCUUGCUGAAGCUCAUCGAGGGGUCUUAUAUGUUGAUGAGAUAAAUCUCUUGGAUGAAGGCAUCAGCAAUUUGCUUCUAAAUGUUUUGAGUGAGGGGGUUAACACUGUGGAAAGAGAAGGGAUAAGCUUUCGUCACCCAUGCAAGCCCCUUCUCAUCGCUACCUACAAUCCAGAGGAAGGUUCUGUGCGUGAACAUUUACUGGAUCGUAUAGCAAUCAACUUAAGCGCAGAUCUUCCGAUGAACUUUGAUGACCGUGUUGCGGCUGUUGACAUUGCAACCCAGUUUCAAGAAUCUUCGAACAAGGUUUUUAAUAUGGUCAAAGAAGAAACAGAUUCUGCAAAGACUCAAAUCAUUUUGGCGAGGGAGUAUUUGAAGGACGUGACCAUCUCCAGAGAGCAAUUGAAGUACAUUGUUAUGGAAGCUAUUCGAGGUGGUUGUCAGGGACACAGAGCUGAGCUAUAUGGCGCUCGAGUUGCAAAAUGCUUGGCUGCUAUAGAUGGACGUGAAAAAGUCAACAUUGAUGAUCUCAAAAAGGCUGUAGAGUUAGUUAUAAUACCUCGUUCAAUUAUCAACGAAAACCCCCAACAACAGCCGAAUGAGCCACCUCCCCCUCCACCACCUCCUCCACAAAACCAGGACAAUGCAGAGGAGGACCAAAGCGAAGAAGAAGAUCAGGAGGAUGAUGAUAACCAGGAGAAUGAACAGCAGGAGGAGCAAAUACCGGAGGAAUUUAUAUUUGAUGCUGACGGUGGUAUGGUAGACCCAAAACUUCUCUUCUUUGCUCAACAAGCACAGAGACGGCGCGGAAAAGCUGGUCGAGCCAAGAAUGUUAUAUUUUCAGAAGAUAGGGGACGUUAUAUAAAACCUAUGCUUCCAAAGGGCCCUGUUAAGAGACUGGCAGUGGAUGCCACACUUAGGGCUGCUGCUCCAUAUCAAAAAUUGCGGAGGCAGAAGGCCCUUGAAAAGAACGAGAAUAAGAGAGUUUUUGUUGAGAAGACAGAUAUGAGAGCUAAAAGAAUGGCUCGAAAAGCUGGAGCCUUGGUUAUAUUUGUGGUUGAUGCUAGUGGGAGCAUGGCCUUAAAUCGGAUGCAAAAUGCAAAGGGUGCAGCCCUUCAAUUACUCGCCGAGAGUUAUACCAGCAGAGACCAGGUGGCCAUCAUUCCUUUCCGUGGUGAUGCUGCAGAGGUUCUCCUUCCUCCUUCGAGGUCUAUUGCAAUGGCAAGAAAGCGUCUCGAAAGGUUACCAUGUGGAGGUGGUUCUCCAUUGGCUCAUGGUCUCAGCACGGCUGUAAGAGUUGGGCUCAAUGCUGAGAAGAGUGGUGAUGUGGGGCGCAUCAUGAUCGUUGCCAUCACUGAUGGGAGGGCAAACAUUUCUCUGAAAAGAUCGACGGACCCUGAUGCUAGUACUGAUUCAGAGGCUCCUAGACCGUCUUCACAAGAACUCAAGGAUGAGAUUCUGGAUGUAGCUGGGAAAAUUUUCAAAGCAGGGAUGUCUCUUCUAGUUAUAGACACAGAAAACAAAUUUGUCUCGACCGGAUUUGCCAAGGAGAUUGCUAGAGUCGCACAAGGGAAAUACUAUUACUUGCCAAAUGCCUCGGAUGCUGUCAUCUCUGCCACAACAAAGGAAGCAUUAUCAGCCUUGAAAAGCUCUUGACUUGGCUAAUACCAAUGCAGCUCCUCCCCACGACAGGGUUUCCCGUUGUGAUGCAUUUGCAUCGCAUGUGAUGUAUUUAUAUCUUUUGUCUUUGGUAACUGUAGUGAGUUCGCCUUUUAGUUGGAAAUGGCGGCUGUUGAGAAAGUGGUUUGUCACCAAUUAUCAAUCGGUAUGCAAUAAAAAUUCCCUUUGAUUUCUUAGAGUAUC